Messenger RNA from Cercospora beticola, 315 nucleotides. Lineage: Eukaryota; Fungi; Ascomycota; Dothideomycetes; Mycosphaerellales; Mycosphaerellaceae. The record is from RefSeq and is a predicted model, not a curated record.
AUGCUAGCAUUGAAUUUUUCUGUAGGCUGUAUGCAGGUCAAGAAAAAGAUCAGAGAAGGAUGUGAUGACAAUCCAAACGCACCCAACAACAUCAUCAAGCUAUCACUAAUCUUUUCAUCGAUUCCGGGCUUCUCUCCGAGACUCAUUCACGGCGCAUCGCUGCCAAAUUGGACCUCGCAGCAGCAGAGACCCUUCUGCGCUCCCUCCUCCUGGCCCUUUUACCUUGAACCUGGCUCGGACGCUGUCCGCCUGGAUCUUCUUCGUCGUCGUAUCCUUUGUAGCGACAAAGGCACGUGUACUGCAGCGCUUCUUUGA